This is a messenger RNA of Nicotiana tabacum (common tobacco), 2017 nucleotides long. The record is from RefSeq and is a predicted model, not a curated record. NCBI's taxonomy places the organism in Eukaryota, Viridiplantae, Streptophyta, Magnoliopsida, Solanales, Solanaceae.
GGAAAUUUGCCCAUAGAUUAUUAGAACACAGAAUGACCAUAGUAUUACAAUGAAGAGGAGUUGAAGCUUCUUAGAUCAGUGGAUCAAUAUUUUCUGGAGGAUGGGGACUGAACUUGUUAGACAUUGUGUCAAAGAGGAGGAUAUGGACAUUUCAUCAAUUCCGCCUGGUUUUGAGUCACUUGCGCCCUUCACCUUAAGAAAGGUGGAUAAUAAUCGACUCAUGAUUAAUCAGCCAUCCUCAGUGAGCGAAUCAAAAUCGCAUGGAAGUCAGGUAGAAACAUAUAUUGAAGGUACCGAAGAUGGAAAGAUGAUUAAGUCACUUAGGCGUAAACCUGGGAUAAACUACGGGAAGUAUGAGAAAAGCUCAGAAGAUGAAUCCGAACCCGAUCAGAAUCCCUUUGUUAGGCCGUCACUUCCAAAAGGAGUCAUCCGUGGAUGUGAAGCGUGUCUCAAUUGCCAAAGGGUAACUGCGAGAUGGAGGCCAGAGGAAGCUUGUAGGCCUGAUCUUGAGGAUGCUCCGGUGUUCUAUCCAACUGAAGAGGAAUUUGAAGAUACCCUGACAUAUAUGGCUAGCAUACGCACCAAAGCAGAGGCAUAUGGAAUUUGUCGCAUUGUACCGCCUGCUUCGUGGAAACCUCCAUGCCCUCUUAAGGAAAAAUAUAUAUGGGAGAACUCCAAAUUUGCUACCCGUAUACAGAGGAUUGACAAACUUCAGAAUCGAAAUUCGAUGAGAAAGAUGUGGAAAGUUAAUCAUCAUAAGAAGAAGAAAAGAAGAAGGUGCUCAAAAACCGGAGUAGACUUGGGUAAUGGUAGUGUUGACAUUAGGACCCCUGAUGAAGCUGCUAUUUAUGAGGAGAGGUUUGGAUUUGAACCUGGUCCAGAGUUUAGUCUGGACGCAUUUCAAAAAUAUGCUGAUGAUUUUAAGGCCCAGUACUUCAGGCAAAAUGAAGGGCAGUGUGAGCCUUCAUUGGAGAACAUUGAGGGUGAAUUUUGGCGGAUGGUCGAGAAACCUACCGAAGAGAUCGAGGUUCUUUAUGGGGCUGACUUGGAAACUGGAGUAUUUGGCAGUGGGUUCCCUAAACAUGGCCAUCAAGUUGGCUCUUCUGACCCGAAGUAUGUAAACGCAGGAUGGAACUUGAAUAACUUCCCUAGGCUUCCAGGUUCUGUUCUUACAUACGAGAGCAGCGACAUAUCUGGUGUUUUGGUGCCUUGGCUUUAUAUAGGAAUGUGCUUUUCAUCAUUCUGUUGGCAUGUUGAAGAUCACCAUUUGUACUCACUAAAUUAUAUGCAUUUCGGGGCUCCAAAAAUGUGGUAUGGCGUGCCUGGAGCAGAUGCGUUGAAAUUGGAGGCUGCUAUGAGGAAGCACUUGCCUGAUCUCUUUGAAGAGCAGCCCGACCUGCUUCACAAGCUGGUUACACAACUAUCCCCCUCAAUAUUGAAGUCUGAGGGAGUUCCAGUUUAUCAGUGUGUCCAAAAUCCUGGAGAGUUUGUUUUGACCUUCCCAAGAGCAUAUCAUGCUGGUUUCAAUUGUGGCUUCAAUUGUGCUGAAGCAGUAAAUGUUGCUCCUGUUGACUGGUUACCGCAUGGGCAGAAUGCGAUUGAGCUUUAUCGUGAGCAGGGCCGGAAAACUUCCAUAUCCCAUGAUAAACUGUUACUGGGGGCAGCUCGAGAUGCAGUCAAAGCACACUGGGAACUUAAUUUACUGAGGAAGAAUACCUCAAAUAAUUUACGAUGGAAAGAUGUUUGUGGAAAAGAUGGAAUUUUGUCAAAAGCACUAAAGAACCGUGUUGAGAUGGAGAGAGUGAGGAGGGAGUUUCUUUGCAAUUCUUCACAGGCACUAAAGAUGGAGAGCACUUUUGAUGCUACUAAUGAGAGGGAAUGUAGUGUAUGUUUUUUUGAUCUACACCUGUCCGCCGCCGGCUGUCAUCAUUGUUCGCCGGAUAAAUAUGCAUGCUUGAGCCAUGCAAAACAACUGUGCACUUGUUCCUGGGGUGCCAAAUUUUUCCUCUUCCGUUAU